This is a messenger RNA of Apis laboriosa (Himalayan honeybee), 1307 nucleotides long. RefSeq lists its product as uncharacterized. The coding region runs from base 338 to 1276 and encodes 312 amino acids. The record is from RefSeq and is a predicted model, not a curated record. The transcript has 4 exons. NCBI's taxonomy places the organism in Eukaryota, Metazoa, Arthropoda, Insecta, Hymenoptera, Apidae.
UAUUAAUCCAUAGGUAGUUGUAUUGUUUUACAAUUACAGUAUCACCAUUUUCAAGAUCUUAUGAAAAUAUUGCCGUUAUGGGGCUACUAAUUGUACAACGACAUUCGAUACAUCAUACAAAGCAAGUCUGUAGAACAACGUGUAGAUCAAUCUCCUAGAAAUCAAUAUAUUUUAGUGAAAACUUAUAAAAAAUUGUAAAUUUUGGUAUUUUUUGAAUCCGACAUUUCAAAGUGUGAUCUAGCAAAAAAAAAAAAUAUAAUAUAUUAGUAUUUGGAAAUAAAGUACUUUUUAUUAUAUUAAAUUUGAAAAAAAAAAAAAAAGAAAAUUGGAUUGCAAAAUGGGUUCCACAAGACAAGAUAGAUCACUUAGCAGUGGAAUAUCUUUGCCACAGUGGAUGAAAGGAAGAACCGAUAGCAGAUUCGACUUUGACGAGACUACAUUUAGUCCUCCAUCUCACGACGACAGCUUCUUUUAUAUACGGUAUCCAAAGACACAAAAUCGAUUAUCGGUUUCGCAAGAUUUUCGGCCAAUUGAUGAAGUUUUUAAUGAACAAAAUAUUACUCCAUCAACAAAUAAUAUAAAAGCACAAGAUACGCAGCAACAGGUUAUUGAAGAGAAGAAAAAAAAUCAAGAGAUUGAUUUUAGCAAGCAUCCUUUACCUUGUCAACCAUUUAUACCAACAACAAAUAAAGGCAAUGAAACUAAACCAAAUCUAAAAACAUCAACCAACAAUACGAAAAUUACAAAGUCACAAGGAAUAGAUGAUGGAUUUCAUGGUGAACCAGCACUUUGUGGAAAGUCGAUUGUUCUUGUAGCCAGUCAGAUAAUGUCUAACAAACUUCACGAAAAUUUCUCAGCCGAACAGGCUGACAAACAAUGUAAAAAAGGAAGUAAAUCUUUACCAGCUACUCCACUCGCUUCGCCCGCAAGCAGUCCAAAUAGUUCUCCGAAAACUCGUCGACGUGUUCCUUCUAAUCGGUAUUUUACUAGUCCAUUUCUUCUUGAUCGUGAAAAAUAUCAAGGAAGUUGGAUCUUAUCAAGCAUCUUCGGACAAUCUAGGGAAAUUGUUACUGGUAAAAUUGACGAAGAGGACGAAACAGAUGUUUCAGCUCCUUCACUUAAAGCAUUUGCUCGAAAAAAAUCUAUUUCGUCGCAAAAUCUCACAUAUGUCGGAAGUGAUGAAAAACCAGUUGAAAAACCAGCUUUCUCAAAUGUAUUUCAAGCAAAACCAUCAGAAUUAAGAGAGAUGAAUUUUUGGUCCCCGACAUCAAUGUGAACCAAUAUAUAAUAUAAUAUCUUUAAUUCUA